Messenger RNA from Fusarium fujikuroi IMI 58289, 891 nucleotides. RefSeq lists its product as uncharacterized. NCBI's taxonomy places the organism in Eukaryota, Fungi, Ascomycota, Sordariomycetes, Hypocreales, Nectriaceae. The coding region runs from base 1 to 891 and encodes 296 amino acids. The record is from RefSeq and is a predicted model, not a curated record. The transcript has a single exon.
AUGUCCAGCACCACCAAAGCAGAGCAAGAUGAGCAAAUUGACUCGGAGCCUGAGAAGGAAGAUAUCACGGAUGGCAAACUGCCCAAAUAUUUAAAAUGCAGUUAUCUUGACGCCGUUGUUGGCAAAGAGAUACACAACUACUGGGGAAACCGAGUUUUGGAACAUACCAACUCCCAUGGCGAAGUACUCGCACUAAAAGUCAGCAACCCAGAUGGCAUUGACCGCGCUCAAGCCGACAUGAUGCAUUACGCCGCAACGCAUGGCGUGUUAGCACCCAAAGUCCGCGGAGUCUAUGAUGUUAUAACCAGACGGCCUAUUGCACGUGUUAUGAUCAGUGAGCGUGUCCCUGGUGUACCGCUCGUUGAUGUAUGGCAGAACAUGUCUCAAGCUGAGCAGGCUUCCAUCAAAGAGCAGCUCCGAGCUCAGAUAAAACAAAUGCGUACUUUGAUACAGCCUUACAUAGGCCGUAUCGACAAACAACCUACCCGCAACAUAUACAACACCACAUUUGUUAGGCAUUGUGGCCCCUUUGAAGACGAGGAGUCUUUUGAUGAAUGGUGUCUGGCAAGACUGCCAGGUGGAAGCUUUCAACGCUGGAAAUGGAAGAGAGUCCUCGAAAAGCAAAGACGUAAAUCAACUGGACGUUUCGUUCUUACUCAUGGUGAUCUUUCACCGCGCAAUAUCAUGGUUGAUGGAAGUACCAUCACAGGGAUAAUCGACUGGGAGCUGAGUGGGUUUUAUCCAGAGUAUGUGGAAUAUGCGGUAGCCAUGGGUCUUGGCCCAGGGAUAGAAGAAUGGUGGGUUCCUGUAUUGAAAGAGGUACUGGAACCAUGCUCGACAGACCUAGUAAAGUUCACAGAGCUUAUAGAAGAAAGAAUGGGAUCUUACUAG